Molecule: messenger RNA, 1487 nt
Organism: Balaenoptera ricei (Rice's whale)
Lineage: Eukaryota; Metazoa; Chordata; Mammalia; Artiodactyla; Balaenopteridae
Gene: ELP5
Product: elongator acetyltransferase complex subunit 5
Exons: 9
Coding region: 201-1169 (322 amino acids)
Biological process (GO): tRNA wobble uridine modification
Cellular component (GO): elongator holoenzyme complex; cytosol; nucleus
Molecular function (GO): tRNA binding
Source: RefSeq, a predicted model, not a curated record
UGUGCACCAGGGCUCAGGAGGGGUCGCUCCGCGUGAGCUUUCCUGGGAUAGCGAACCUAAGCACCACUCACUCCAGGUUACGCCAGGUCUUAGUGGUGGGAGAGACCGUGGAUGCCCCGCCCCUUCCAUGUGGAGGGGCGGGGCAAUGGGCAGUGACGCCAUCAGAGGGCGUCCGAAGAGGGACGCGACGCAUUUUGGAGAUGCUGGAGUCGCUGUUGGCUCUUGGUGGCCUGGUGCUGCUGCGGGACUCCGUGGAGUGGGAGGGGCGCAGCCUCUUGAAGGCGCUUAUCAAGAAAUCUGCACUGUGUGGGGAGCAAGUCCACAUCCUGGGCUGUGAAGUGAGCGAAGAAGAGUUUCGUGAAGGUUUUGACUCCAGUAUCAACAGCCGGCUGGUUUACCAUGACCUCUUUAGAGACCCUCUCAACUGGUCAAAGACUGGGGAAGCCCUUCCUGGGGGUCCCCUGGAAGCCUUGAGGGCCCUGUGCAGGAGGACAGAUCCUGGCCCUGUCACCAUUGCUCUUGAUUCCCUCAGCUGGCUGCUGCUUCACCUUCCCUGCACCACACUCUGCCAGACUCUGCACGCUCUGAGCCAUCAGGACUCCUGCCAUGGUGACAGCUCCCCAGGAGAGCAGGUGCAUGUGCUGGGCCUGCUGCAUGAAGAGCUUCACGGCCCAGGCCCCUUGGGAGCACUGAGCAGCCUUGCUCAGACCGAGGUGACCCUGAGCGGUGUGAUGGGCCAGGCCUCAGCCCACAUUCUCUAUCGGAGGCCCCAACAGCGCCCGACCCACCAGACUCAGUGGUUCUCCAUCCUUGCUGACUUCAGCCUGGAGCUCCAAGGGGGGCCGCCCCUAGAGUCCCAGCCUAACCCAGAUCCUCAUACUCCCUCGACGGACCCCACGACUCAUUUGACUUUUAACCUUCACCUGUCCAAGAAAGAGAGAGAAGCCAAAGAUAGCCUGACCCUGCCCUUCCAGUUCAGCUCGGAAAAAGCCUUGGGUCCCAGCUCCACAGAUGUCCCCAAAGUAAUCUGGGCCUGGGUUGAGCCAGACCAGACCCUGGAGAAGUGGCCCUGUCUCCAGGCAGCGGUGCUAAGAGGACAGGAAGCUAGAUGGACAGCAGGCUCUACUGCGCCCUGGGCUGAGCCAGGCUACCAGCCACAUUUUCUAUGAGUCAGAUGCUUAUGAUGACCUGGACCAAGAAGACCCAGAUGAUGACCUAGAUGUUUAACUGGCCAGGAGAUGUGACUAGACUGUAAUUGGAGGACGAGGGAGACCUUGGGCCCAUAACCAUCCUUCCAUUGUUUGCGUUGGCCUUAGCCUGUCUCUGCCCCAUCUUUGUUUCCUGUGUCUGUGGAGGCCCUGCCCUGUGACCCAUGAGCCAGGGAGCAGCUUCCAGUGAGGAGAGAAAGUGGAAUGGGAGCAUAAGGGAAGGUGACACCACCACCCCCCAAGCCUAAUAAAAUCUUAAUUUUUUUAUUAAAAACAAAA